Messenger RNA from Colletotrichum aenigma, 981 nucleotides. It is a transcript of the gene HET-E1-4, whose product is annotated as Vegetative incompatibility protein HET-E-1. The record is from RefSeq and is a predicted model, not a curated record. The transcript is spliced from 3 exons. NCBI's taxonomy places the organism in Eukaryota, Fungi, Ascomycota, Sordariomycetes, Glomerellales, Glomerellaceae. Bases 1 to 981 code for a protein of 326 amino acids.
AUGGACACCGUCACGCUCUCGCUGACGGUUGUCGGCUUGAUACCGGUAGUCGCCGACGCAAUUCAGCGGGUGCAAGCAUUUUAUGCGGACGCGAGGAACGCCAAGGCCCUCAUUCAGCAACUGAUGGAAGAGCUAGAGGCCUUGCGGGGCAGUCUGGUCUCACUGCAGCAACUCCUUGAUAGCCCUGCAAUCAAGGCAAAGGGCAUCAAAUUUGACCAAUCCUCGGUCCUUGUUUCUUGCUCCAAAGCUUGUGAGGUCAAAUUGCAGUCUUUGAAAGCAUUCGAACAACGCCUUUACGAGUUCAGAUCAAUCCAAGGUGAUAUCCACAGCCUAAAGACAGUUGUCAAGAGUCAAGUCAAGGUUAUGGAAGAUUCUCGCCGAGAACAAAAGCGGCGCGAAGUGCUGGAUUGGAUUUCCGACUUCGAUCAUGAAAGAAGACACUUUGAGGCCAAGCACUCGCGGGUAAAUGACACUGGUAGUUGGAUUACCGAGAAUGCCUCUUUCGAAAAAUGGCGAGAUGAUGCGUCAUCGCCGAACGUGCUUUGGUGUCAUGGGUUGCCUGGCCCAGGCAAAACGGUCUUGGCGUCCGUGGUAGUCGACCAUCUGAGGAUGUUGCCAACGUCGGAGGUAGCUGUAUCGCACUUCUACCUGAAGUACUCUGAUGAAGGAUCACAGAUCCUGUCCACCAUUCUGGCGUCGGUUCUGAACCAGGCGCUUUUUGAACUGCCGGAAAUACCCAAGGCCGUCAUUGAAGCGUUUAGAAGGAACAGAAAUGGUAGCCGCAUGAUGGGCACAGCCGAUGCCAUGCAGAUGCUGCUUGAUGUAUCAACUCCCCGACGGCGGCUUUACGUUGUGUUGGAUGCGUUGGAUGAGUGCGACCCAUGUCAGCGCCGAAGGCUGUUACUCGCCAUAGGCGAGCUGGCCGGAUGCAAUUCAAUCAAGAUUCUUGUAACCAGCCGCUGCAUAUACCGGAUAUCGUAG